AUGCUUCCCGAAGCGUUUGCCGAACUUAUUAUUGAUUUGGAUGAUUGUGAUAGUGAUAGCCGUUUGCAUCUAAAUUAUACUGACCCAUAUGUAUACGUGCCUUUGGAUCGAUCACCUAGAUGGUUCCUUGAUGAUAAUUUAAACCGAGCUGCUUUCGCUUAUCUUCGAGGCGACUACAUCGCCGCAAUGGAUAUGUACUUCUCUUUGUUAAAAAAUGAAACAAAGAACGGCAGUAGCAACUCCAAUUUUGCCUUAAUCGAUUCUGUUAUCCGAUGUGGCUUAAAAAUUGCUCCAAUAAAUGGUCCUCAAUUGUUCUUUUUGCUUCAAAAACUACAUGCAUUGGUAUCAACAUAUGAUGAACAGUUACAAUACUGGAUAGAAAGUCUAGAGGUGUAUUUAGCAACUGGAAUCGGUACCAGCAAUUAUUUACGAAAUGCAGUUUUAUUAUGUGCCAGUAUUGAUUCACCAGAAUUUUGGAUCUCAAUUUCAAAAAAUGCUCCAGAUCUUUGUGCAAAUUUCCGAAUUGGAUCAUUAUGCCGUGCUGUUUGCAUUUUGGAAAAUUUGCUGCCAUCCAAGGCUAAAUGUUUCCAUCCUCAUAACUUGAAGCUGAUGAAAGUAGAACUCCAGAGCCUUUGUAAUGAAGGGAAGUUAUCCGAAGCAAAAGCAGCCAUAUGCGCCGAUCUUAUAAAAAGCGAAAAGACUAACACAACAGGAGUUAACCGUCCUUUCUUUUGCAAGGGUGUUCUCAAGGACAGGAAAGCUGAAGACGUUAUAAUACUUGAAUUCACUCAUCGUUUUUACUGGCUGUUUAGUGAUGUAAACCAACAGUUAGUUAAUGCCAUGUUGCAGAUAUCAUAA
Molecule: messenger RNA, 858 nt
Organism: Cercopithifilaria johnstoni
Lineage: Eukaryota; Metazoa; Nematoda; Chromadorea; Rhabditida; Onchocercidae
Source: the annotation of a GenBank genome assembly